AUGAAUAUGGAUCCUGAAGCUUCAGAAACCAUAAAACCAGAUGGGACCCCUUCUCCCAACCUCUACGAAAGCGACGGCGAGGAACUCCUUUUGUACCAUAAAAGCGAGAGCGAAUUGGUUCCUCUAAUAGAAGGAAGCAAUUGGGCGGAAGUUCUCGCUGAAAAAUUCAGGGAGCACUCAAAGCGUACAUCCAAUUUCUACCUGAAUUCCAUUGUCGUGCUUCUCCAAUUUUUCGUCCUUGUGUUCAUCUACGUCGCUCCCCAACCAGGGACCAUGCGACCGAGUCCUUCUCGGUCGGACACUCAGUACUCCAGCAAUUACAACUUCCCUAAAGUUAUCUAUGUGGAGGCCUUCACCUUCCGUAUGGGCUUUGAACCACAUAAUGUGCGUCAAACCGAGGGAAACCGAAUGUACUCGAACCUGACAGCGGAGACCGAGAACUGGCUCAACCGGCUACCACCAGUUCCACCGAUGAACAGGACAGUCAAAGUCUUCAUCUAUGGCCUCGGAAGAAGCGGAACGUCCAUCGUCUCCCGAAUUUUGUCCUCCCACCCAUCCGCCAUAUACUUUCACGAACCAUUUCUCCCUAAAAUCAAGUUAUCUGGUGUUCAAUUUGUAUACCCGAAGUUAGACAUCUACGAACAGCUUUACAACUGUAACUUUAGCGGGAUCAUCCCCGAUCUUCCCAUGUAUCAUUGGAAGAACUCGGUCCCGUUCUCGAUUUGGCCUUACGUGGAAUUCCUCUUCGGCAUGAAACUCGCUCCCACGGUCACUCCUGUGGUGUUUUCGAGACUGGUGAGGAACGAAGCGUUCAUGAAGAGACACUGUUCCAGGUAUCCCAUCAGAGUAAUCAAGGAACCGGAUCGAAUGCCAGUACAUUAG
This is a messenger RNA of Darwinula stevensoni, 882 nucleotides long. Lineage: Eukaryota; Metazoa; Arthropoda; Ostracoda; Podocopida; Darwinulidae. The record is from the annotation of a GenBank genome assembly.